UACUUCAUGUAUAUAUGUAACUGUAACAGACCUGAACUGACUUCGUGUUACAUGCAUGAUGGAUGGGAUUGCAGGAAAUAUACGAAAUCUUCUGUUCCGCAGUGGCAAUCGAGAUGCUUUGUCCAGGUGUAAAGAGGGAGACCUGCUGCAGUUUCACAGGGCAGGUUACUCUGACUGGGGUGUGUAUGCAGGCCACGGCAGAGUCAUCCAUUGUACAAAGGACGACGAUAGCGAGGUUAAAGUAGAGGUUCGGGAAGACGAUUUCUGGGACGUUGAGGAAAACGACCGAGUCACGAUCAACAACGGCUUCGACAAGAACAAAGACGCGCUGCCAGGAUGGCAGGUCGUGGAGAGAGCUCGGUCUAAGCUGGGACUGACCGGCUUUAAAAACUCCGAGCAUUUCGUGCACUGGUGUCGGUACAACUGGGGAUUCAGCGGACAGACCGAGUUCCUCUCUCAGAAAAAAAAUUUCCUGUUUCGCGAGCGCAAUCAAGAUGUUUUGUCGAGGUGUAAAGAGGGAGACCUGCUGCAGUUUCACAGGGCAGGUUACUCUGACUGGGGUGUGUAUGCAGGCCACGGCAGAGUCAUCCAUUGUACAAAGGACGACGAUAGCGAGGUUAAAGUAGAGGUUCGGGAAGACGAUUUCUGGGACGUUGAGGAAAACGACCGAGUCACGAUCAACAACGGCUUCGACAAGAACAAAGACGCGCUGCCAGGAUGGCAGGUCGUGGAGAGAGCUCGGUCUAAGCUGGGACUGACCGGCGACAACGUGCCCUUUAAAAACUCCGAGCAUUUCGUGCACUGGUGUCGGUACAACUGGGGAUUCAGCGGACAGACCAAGUUCCUCUCUCAGAAAAAAAAUUUCCUGUUUCGCGAGCGCAAUCAAGAUGUUUUGUCGAGCUGUAAAGAGGGAGACCUGCUAGAGUUUCACAGGCUAGGUUACGCUCAUUGGGCGGUGUAUGUCGGCAACGGCAGAGUCAUCCACCGUACAGAGGACAAAGGCGGCAAAGCAGGAGUCAUGGUUCGGGAAGACGAUUUCUGGGACGUUGAGGAAAACGACCGAGUCACGAUCAACAACGGCAUGGACAAGAUUACGGAUCCGCUGCCAGGUGGGAAGGUCGUGAAGAGAGCUCGGUCUAAGCUGGGAGAGACCGGCUACAACAUGAUGUUUAAAAACUGCGAGCACUUCGUGCGCUGGUGUCGGUACGGCGUGAAAUUCAGCGGACAGGCAAUGGCAGCUGGGUCCGUCAUUGGUGGUCUCAUUGCGUUUGGCGCGGUGAUGGCUAACCCGGUUCUCGCCGGUGCCGGUGCCUUUAUUGGUGCCAUGAUGGCUGGGAUGAACAAGGGCUCAAAGAAGUUUCUGCAUUAA
This is a messenger RNA of Branchiostoma belcheri (Belcher's lancelet), 1369 nucleotides long. RefSeq lists its product as uncharacterized. Gene Ontology annotation, molecular function: glycerophospholipid phospholipase A1 activity; A2-type glycerophospholipase activity. The record is from RefSeq and is a predicted model, not a curated record. The coding region runs from base 56 to 1369 and encodes 437 amino acids. NCBI's taxonomy places the organism in Eukaryota, Metazoa, Chordata, Leptocardii, Amphioxiformes, Branchiostomatidae. Gene Ontology annotation, biological process: N-acylphosphatidylethanolamine metabolic process. Gene Ontology annotation, cellular component: cytoplasm. The transcript has 7 exons.